Molecule: messenger RNA, 1782 nt
Organism: Gekko japonicus
Lineage: Eukaryota; Metazoa; Chordata; Lepidosauria; Squamata; Gekkonidae
Gene: TSNAXIP1
Product: translin-associated factor X interacting protein 1
Exons: 15
Coding region: 1-1782 (593 amino acids)
Cellular component (GO): cytoplasm
Source: RefSeq, a predicted model, not a curated record
AUGAAAAAGGCCCAGGAGCGCUCUAGCAGUCAUGUGUCCUCCUGGCCGGCAUACACACCAAGCCACACUAUCCUGCCCAAAAGGAAGCCUUGUGAUUGCCCUGAAUUAAAAAGCGGUGCCAAAAGUCCAGUCAGUCUUCUCACUUCAAAGCCACGCUACCUUGAAAUGCUGGAAUCCCACCUGAGGACAGAGCUGCUGUCUCUGGAUCUAACGAAAGGGAGAGUUCAGGAGCUUAGACUCCAGCCUUAUAGAGAAGUAUUUGAGUUGUUCAUGGAAGAAUUUAAAACCUACAAGCCCUUGUUGGCAUCUAUCAAGAAGGAAUAUGAAGCAGCCCUAGCACACCUGCGGGAGAAAAUAUAUUCCUUGGAGUCGGUGAACGCCUUUUUGGUUACGGCCUCCGACCAAUGCACUCAGCAGAUCCUGGCUUUUCAGGAGCAAGAGAAAGUUGAAAUAGCACAGCUGAAGAGGGACAGGAUCCAUCUGCUAAAGCUCAUUGACCAAAUGAAGGAGGAGAAAUGCUCUUUGGAGAUCCAGGUGAGUAAGCUACGGAAGGCGGUGGCUGAGGAGAACCUCCGCUAUCUGAACGAGCGCGAUGCCCGCAAGCUGUUGCUGCUGGAUCUUAAUGAAAUGUACCGACUGAAGGAGGAAAUGAAGCUCACCAAAGUCCAAGAUGAGAAGGGAGAAGAUCCGGUGACGUUAACGCUGGCUUUGAAGACAGCACGGCGGGACCUUACUAAAGCCCAAGUAGAGCUGAACACCAUGAAAGCCAACUAUGGGGACGUGGUGCCUAGAAGAGACUUUGAAUCUCAGGAGAACAAAUAUACUGAUUUGCUUGAAAAGAUGACGGUUCUCGAGACGGACUUUCAAGAUCUCCAAGAAGAAUACAACACGAUGCUGGAUGUCCACAGGCAGAUUGCGGAGGAGCGAGACCAAUUCUACAAUGAACUUAUCAAUGUCCAGCGUACUUCCACACCCCGUCCCGACUGGGACAAAUGUGCAGAGGUGAUUUCUGGUGGCCCUGACCGGUGGAACGCUCUGUCCGAAGGCAAGACUAGUGACCAGCUAGUGGACGUGCUUCUGGAAGAUCUUGGGGCUUUGAUUCUGAGAGAGAAGGAAACCUUCGUACCGCUGGGGAAAAGUGAGAAAGUCCCUAUAUAUCUGAGGUAUGACGGCAUGGUUCGAAACAAGAAGUUGACGAAGAAAGAGGUUGUGGCUCUCUUAAGGGAAAUCUGGAGAGAAAAGAUUACAGUAGACCAACAGAAAGGAAAGCGAUCCAGCCUGUCAGGGUUCUUCCUCAACUACUUCCAGAGAAAAUACGGUGAUACGAUUGCUUUUGACUGGACAUACACUACCUACGAAAUGAUGAAGCUCUAUCGGUCCAACGAAGCGAUGUCCCUGUUUUAUAACAUACUGACUGGAAACCUCGACGAAGGGGUAUACCACAGCCAACUCCAGCAACUUGCCACUCUGUUAAAGGAACUGACUAAUGUGGACUCGGACAAUACAGGCCAGUUGACCAGCGAACAAUUCAUCGGUGCCCUAAAGUCAGCUUUCCCCUUAAAGUCCGACGAACAGAUUCAAGAGUUAGUAGACGCAGCAGGCUGCAGGCCAGAAACUCCUGAGGAGUUCAUUUUCUACAGGCUCUUAUUCUUGGAGGAUGAAGAGGGGAGGCCAGAACCCCUGGUUUCGAAGCUGAAGGAUCAGUAUAUCAAUGACAAACAGACAUAUCUACGUGACCUACGUGCCGAACUGGGAAACAUGUACAGCCAGGUUUGCGGGUAG